Microcebus murinus (gray mouse lemur) is the source of this 429-nucleotide messenger RNA. The record is from RefSeq and is a predicted model, not a curated record. Lineage: Eukaryota; Metazoa; Chordata; Mammalia; Primates; Cheirogaleidae.
CUUCCCUCACACUUCACCCAUCCACAUCCCUCUGGUGCCAAUUUCUGCCAUCUGCCCCAUGCCCAGGAGGUGUUCCACGACCCCACAUCCCAGACUCCUGGCCACAGCUCCAGGACCACUUCUCAGCUGGGAAGCUGGUGGGACCAGAGGAGGCCCUGACCCAGCUUCUCUCUGUGGAACUGUCACCUCCAGGGACAGUUGUCAGCAGGACCUCAAGUGUGAGUUCUACUUCAGCCUGGACGCUGAUGCCGUCCUCUCCAACCCGCAGACCCUGCCCAGCCUCAUGGAGGAGAACAGGAAGGUGAUAGCGCCCAUGCUGUCACGCCAUGGCAAGCUCUGGUCCAACUUCUGGGCAGCGCUGAGCCGGAAUGAGUACUACGCGCGCUCCAAGGACUACGUGGAGCUGGUGCAGAGGAAGCGAGUGUGAGU